Molecule: messenger RNA, 4391 nt
Organism: Stomoxys calcitrans (stable fly)
Lineage: Eukaryota; Metazoa; Arthropoda; Insecta; Diptera; Muscidae
Product: nephrin
Exons: 20
Coding region: 176-3946 (1256 amino acids)
Molecular function (GO): protein binding
Source: RefSeq, a predicted model, not a curated record
GCCCACUACUUACCCCCUUAUGAAGUUUUGUUUGGCAUACAAACAAAUUGAACUUUUAGCAAAAACUCUAUACAACUUAUAACUGUCAAAAAAGUACUCUGUUUUUCCUUGUUAGGGAAAGUAUUUUCCUAAAAACCCCAACAAACAAUUGAAAAACCAUUCCAAAGCCUCCAAAAUGGAUCUAUCAUCUUUAAAUUUUGGAACACCAUUUCAUCUAUACCCAGCUCCCACAACGUCUUCCCCUUCUUGGUUGUCGUCGAAGGCAAUGUCACUACCUACAGCUGCAUUUUCCUCAAGGUCCCCUACAUCAACGUCAUCCUCCCUAAUAUCGAACUUCAUGUGUUGGCUGUUCAUAAUGCUGAUAUGCUGUACGUCACCCACAAUAUCGACACGUGCUCGAGUAACACCCACAGCCAUGACACGUAACAUUGAAGAGGAAAAUGUUAAAUUUCUAUUGCAAGGACCUCCUGUUGUGGCCGAAUCAAUAUUGGGUACCAAUGCAAGACUGCCGUGUAAUGUGACACCACCAUUAUUGGAAGAUCGCGUUGCCUUGGUGAUAUGGUAUAAAGUAGGACUGAAGACACCAAUAUACAGUGUUGAUACUCGAGAAUCGAACUUUUCCCAUGGCACUCAUUGGUCGGAUGAAGCAUAUCGAGAGCGUUUGUCAUUUGCCCUGGAUGGUCGAACGGGCACACUUACCAUGACUAAUGCCCAACAGGAGGAUACGGGCGAAUAUCGGUGUCGAGUGGACUUUCAAAAGAGCCCAACACGUAAUUCCAAAGUUAAUUUAACCGUCAUAAUUCCCCCCGAGUCGAUUAUAAUACUGGAUCAUAAGGGUACAACAAUAAAGGAUCAUACAUUGGGUCCAUACAAUGAAGGUGCCAUAAUAAAUAUAACGUGUGUGGCCAUUGGCGGUUCACCACAACCACGCGUUACCUGGUGGCAUGAAAAUACACUCCUUGAUGGCUCAUCACAUCCACUUUCGGAUCGUCGUGUUGGUAAUAUCCUGUCAUUGGGUAAAUUAAAACGUAAAAAUCUCCACAUGCAACUAACCUGUGUGGCGGCCAACAACAACAUCACAGUGCCAAUAACGAACACUGUGACAUUGGAUAUGAACCUGCGACCAUUGUUUGUGAAAUUGCAAGGAGAAAAUCGUCCUUUAUCGGCGGAUAAUUCAUAUCAAUUAAGUUGUGUCGUAACUGGUUCGCGGCCAGCUCCCACAAUAACAUGGUGGAAGGGCAGUACACCGAUGAAAAAUACCCAUGAAAUUGCUAAUCCCGAUGGUAAUAUGACCACAUCAAUAUUAACCUUUACACCCACAAUUGAUGACCGUGGCAAAUAUCUAUCCUGUCGCGCCGAACAAAGCAUGAUACCCGAAUCAGGCAUGGAAGAUGGCUGGAAAUUGGAUAUUUACCAUAUACCCGUUGUAAGCUUAGAACUUGGCACCAAUUCCAUGAACUCAACGUUACGUGAAGGUAUUGAUGUCUUCUUUGAGUGCAACAUUAAAUCAAAUCCCUGGGUUAGCAAAGUCAGUUGGCGUCACAAUGGAAACAUAUUGGAAAAUAAUAUUGCCGAAGGCAUCAUAGUUGCCAAUCAGAGUCUGGUGUUGCAGAAUGUGAGCAGAGCGCGUAGCGGCAUUUACACUUGUGUGGGCAAUAAUCGCGAGGGUGAUGGUGAAAGCAAUCCAGUGAAUUUGGAUAUACGAUUUGCACCCGUAUGCCGGCAAGGACAACGUACCGUCUACAGCACUGGACGACAUGAGAUGGCAAAAAUCGCUUGUGAAAUUGAAGCAAAUCCAGCGGAAGCAACAUACGUGUGGAGAUUCAAUGCAACACUUGCUGAAACAAUUGAUAUACCGGCAUCCCUCAUAGCCAUCGAUCGAGGACGCAGCAUUGCCCACUACACACCGGUGUCAGAGAAUGACUAUGGCACUUUAUUGUGCUGGGCCAGUAAUGAAAUCGGCGAUCAAACAGAACCGUGUGUCUAUACAGUAACGCCAGCAGGUGAACCCGAUCCCUUGAUAAAUUGCACUCUGCUCAAUCAAACUUCGACUGGUUUUCAAAUCGAAUGCCUUGAGGGCUUUGAUGGUGGUCUGCAGCAGGAUUUUAUAAUGGAAGUUUAUGUGAAUGGCACAACACGGCAUCCAAAAAUCUACAAAUCAAAGACACCUUAUUUUGAGGUGCGUGGCCUGAUACCAGGUGCUGGUUAUAAUGUUUUUUUGGUUGCUCACAACAGCAAAGGACGCAGCAAUGCAACCAUCCUGCAGGUCUACACACUCAAGGAUCCGGAAAAACAGACAGUUUUGAUUACUUACAAAAAACAUUUUGUUCCGUCAAUGCCUUUGUUAAAUGGGGCAACUAUCUUCACACCAACUACCCCAACACCUUAUAAUUUAACACCACCACCUAAGUCCAAUAAGAAAAAUCUUUCUUUAGCCUAUGCGCCUGUCAUUGAAGAUAUACGACCCUUUCUGGGCAUUCUUGUGGGCAUAGUGGUCAGCAUUAUUCUGGUGGCCUUUAUCAUAGUGAUUAUUGUACGCAUGAGAGGUUCCUCAGGCAGAGAUCGCAAUAAUUACAUGCAUGGCACUACCACAGCUCAAGGCCGUGGCAACAACAAUGGUCUGGGAUCAUUGCACAAUAGUCAUGAUAUGCAUAAUGGACGGGGGAAUUGCCAUGUCACCAGUAGUAUAGAUAGCAUAGACAAAAAUCCGGAUAUAAUACCACAAGAUGGUCAUGAUGAAGACGAUGAAUGGACCACCAGUGCCCAUAAUCAUGCCUUUGCCACAGCCGCUUUGGCCGAACAGAAUGCUGUCAUAACCUCAUCGACCACUUAUGAUCACAUUAUACCCACAUAUGCUGUUGUGGAUAAGAAAUCCCAGGCCCAACAUUUGCAACAGUUACAGCAGCAGCAACAACAUCAACAGCAAACCCAACAAAUGUCGGUGCAACCGCCACCCUCACAUCAUGGUCAAUAUGUGCAAUACAAUACGCUGAUACCGGCAAGCAAAAUGGGAGCCUUUGCAGCUCAACAGCAACAAACGAAUAAGAAUGACUUAACACAUGGCGAUAUGGGUAUGGGAGGUGGAGGACCACAACGUAUGACACCCUACUGUAGUGCCACACUGGGUAGACCUAGACAAACGGAUCUGAAACGUGCCGAGCCCAACAUCUAUUCACAGAUUGAUCUCGCCCAUCAUCCCAUGUACUCGACGAGUCCCAUGUUUGCCACGAAUACCAUUACCGGUGUCACCAUGUCACAUCCAUCACAAUUGGCCACCUUUACCACACCCCAUUCCAUGUAUGCACAUAAAAUAGUUUCAGCCGCACAGCAACCACCCUCACUCACACAAUCACAUCAUCACCCUACCAUGUCACAACACUCAGCUGCAGUAGUGGUGGCAGCAGCGGCGGCGGCAGCAGCCGCCAACAAUCAUGCCAACAAUGGCCUAGGUAGUAUUUGCAGUGGUGGCGGCGGCCUGUUGCAGACAACGGGUGGCAUGAUGCCCAUGCAUAUGCCACCACCGCCAGUGUCACAUCACAAUGCCCAGCAACAUCAAUCCAUCAUAUGUGCGUCGUCCCAGAAGAGACCACAAUCGCCUUUGGCGCAAUCAGCAUCAGUUAAAGCAGCGGCUGCUGCCACAGCAGCAUCGGCGGCUGCAGCUAACUCAACAGCAGCACCAACAUCCACAGGACUGCCAUGUACAUCGUCAUCAUCGUCGUCGGUAUCCACAUCGGGGGGAUCGAGUGGAAUGGUUGGCAUGCUACAUUUACAGGGAAAUGGCAGCAUAGUUGGUGUCAGCAGUCUGGGGUCCGCAGGUGUCUACACUAACGAAGCGUCGACAAAUCCAGGUCUACUAAAAACCGUACCCGAGGAAAUUGUACAUCAUCAACUGAAUGGUGAGAGUAUUCUAUUGACUCAAGAUCGCAGCAAUGGCACACGUUUCUGACGAUAAAUGAGUAUAACAGAAAAUUCUCCCUCCCCCCUGAGAAACUUACAUACACACACAUACACACACAAACACACUCACAAUAAUUUAACAUAGAGAAAAUGGACAAGACAGUGAACCUCGAAAACAAAAUUAUUAAUAAAUUUAAAUGAAUGAAAUGCAAGAAAAAAAAACUCAAAACAUUUUUUAACAAAACAAAAUUCAAUUUCAACUGAACCUCAUGUUAGGAAAAUAGAUAUAAUCUCUAGACAAGCCAUAAACAAAAAGAAAAUUAAAGAAAUAGAAUAAAAGUCCCCCAAGAAAACAAGGCAAACCCUUUGGUAACUGCAAGUGGUGAAAUGGUAAAACGAAGGAACCGAUAUGAAACUCUUGUAUGAUUUUAGCGGGAUUGUUGUCAAAAAACUAAACAGAAUAAAUAAUAAAAAACAAAAAAAAAAAAAAACAA